UGAGGAAGAAGAAGGCGGCCAUCUUCGUGAGGUCUAGACAUUGCGUGAUGCCCAGACACUGCUCAGCAGCUGGUUGCAAAUCCCGCGACACAAGAGAAACUCGCAAAGCUGGGAUCACCUUUCACAGGUUGCCAAAACGUGGGAGCCCCCGUCGCACUCUCUGGAUCAUUAAUUCUCAGCGUACAGGCCCCCAGGGGAAGGGCCAGUGGGACCCUCAGAGCCAUUUCAUCUAUUUCUGCUCCAAACACUUCACCCCAGAGAGCUUUGAGCUUUCUGGUGUCAGUGGAUAUCGAAGGCUUAAGGAGGAUGCAGUGCCGACAGUUUUUGAAACAUUCUCACGACAGAGACGCGGCACCAGUGCAAAAGCACAGAGAGGGAGGGACAGGCCAGGUCCCACCACCAGACAGACACGGAGGAGGGCUUGUUCCCUGAAGAAAGAACAGGAUGGGUCAGAUACAUGCCAGGACAGCCAGCAGGGGGCAGAGGGCUGUCACAAUGCUGGAAACACAGUCAGUGGAAAGGAAGAUGGCAAGGAAGAGGGCUUGAGGUUAGCAGGAGGAGCCAAAAGAGGAGCACAGACCACCCCUCCCACUCAGUCCCCAGUCUCUUCCUCUCCUUCCCACCCCUCAUGUGAAACAUCGCAAUUUCCACCACCAUCUCCAUCUGCCUCAGCUGUUGUUCCCUCAUCCUCACAAACACCCCAACCCCUGGGCCCUCAGCUGUCCGAAAUGCCACCCUCGCCCUCCUCAUGUUCCCCACCCCGUCCUCCCUCCCCAUCCCGCUACAUGAGACGCCUCCCCCCUCCCCCGGGGUUUUACCUCCCCAAGGAGCACAACUAUGCGCAGCUCUGCCCCCUGGUGUGGAGAAAGCGCUACGACAGGGCCAUUGACAGUUUGGAGAAGUCCCUGCGGCUCCUUAACGCCGCCCGGCGCAGGGAGAACCGGCUCAGGCAGACGCUCCUGCGACUCCGGGAGAGCCGUCUCAAGCACACCCUCGGGCGAUUCCGGGAGGGGACGAAAGGGAGGGAAGGUCGAUGGGGCAGGGGGAGGAUGGGACAGGGCUCAAGGGCCACGGAGGGGGAACUAGCAGAGAGAGGGACCCAGCAUGGGUUAGAGGAGAGUGAGGCGGAGCGUAUGGCAGAAGACUUGAGCAUGAUUGAGGAUGGAUUAGGAGGGGCUGGAGAGUGGAGUGGACCGACCCAGUCAGCACGGACAAGCUUUGAAGACGAAAUGGGGUACUGUUUCUACUGUGGACGGGGGCGGGAGGACGAAGGCACAGAGGAACAGUCUGGAGGAAGCCAUCAGAGAGGUAAGGAAGGAGAGGAACAGAGGGAGGAUGCCUCCUUGUGCUAUUAUGGAGCAAAGAGGGAAGAGAGGGAGAGAGGAAGAAGCUCCCAGACGAUUCAAAGGGCAGAGGAAGUGGGGGUGGAAGCAGGAACAGAGGAGUGUUGCUACUACUACUACUGUGACAAUGGGGAGGGUGAAACAAGGGAGGGAGAGGACGGUGUGCAGAUAGUGACUGUGGAGCUGGCGGCCCCCGGACAAACAGCUGCACAGCCUCAGAAACUGAUCCAGCCCUUGGCGGCCAUGCAGACAUUGCCGUUCAAGGCCUCUGCAUCCCCGGUGCUUCACAGUGCUCAGCUGCAGCCGAUACCUCUGCAGCAGCAGCUGGAGCAGCAAGCUGAGGUGCACCUCCCCACGCACACAGCCACGGGUGCACUGCAUACCACCCUGCAGACACUGCAGCCAGCACAGCUACAGCCAGUACAGCUGCUCCAGCAGGGGCCGGGCCCACAGCACGGGCCUCUCAUUGUGGACUCAGGCGGAGAGGCAGAGUCAGUGAUCAGGGAGGGAGAGGAGGAGCAGCAGGUGUUCUGGUUGCAAGAAGGUAUGGAGGGGCGUCUGCUUCUCAUACCGGUUCCCAUCGACGACAGGGUGAGGAACAUAACCAGGAAGGACGGAGGAGCGAGCGAUCCAGGAUUUCAGCCCAUAGUGGUGUCAGCAGUGGGAUUUCAGACGUCUCCCACUAAGGAGCCAGAGCAGCAAUGUCUAGAAACAGGAGGAACUGAGCUGAGGACUGCAGGGCAGACUGAAAAAGAAUGUAGCCUUCAGUCAGAGACCAGGAUUGGGGUGGGAGGUGGAGAUGUGAGGGAAAGACUGAAGGAGCACUUGGAAGGUUUCCAACUACAACUGAGCAGUGAGUUUAUUAAUUGAUGGGUGGAUCCAGAAGUCUGUGCAGCGAAGUCCAUGACAUAAGCUGCUGUAUUCAGGCAUAUUGGGGAGGAGAGGUGCAAGGAGUGGACGCAAUGUUUCGGGAACACAGAAACCAACGUGAUUGUGGAUUCAUUUAAACAUUUGCAGCUUCAACAGAGUCCAACGAAACACCUUGUUCAUGUAUUCUCAUA
Messenger RNA from Megalops cyprinoides (Indo-Pacific tarpon), 2404 nucleotides. RefSeq names its product THAP domain containing 7 (gene thap7). The record is from RefSeq and is a predicted model, not a curated record. Lineage: Eukaryota; Metazoa; Chordata; Actinopteri; Elopiformes; Megalopidae. Gene Ontology annotation, cellular component: nucleus. The transcript has 5 exons. Gene Ontology annotation, biological process: regulation of DNA-templated transcription. Bases 48 to 2213 code for a protein of 721 amino acids.